CUUCGGGGUUUUGACCAACACAGUCUAACCAAAACCAUCGAUUCAUCACUCUCUAUAAGAUCCCAAAAACACACACAAGAGGUGAGAAACAAGAAGAAGAACAAUGCCUGUAUCGACCAGAUCCAAGGCGAUGAAUCAUCAUCACGAGCAAAGCAGGCAAGAGUACACGAAUCCACAUCAAGGUCUUAAAGAAAAGAUGAGAGCUUUGACUCUUUUGUACGAGCAGCAAAAGAGAGCCUCUUUCUCUCUCAGAAACCCUAAUCACAAUCACCAUCACCCUUCCCCAAAACCCCAAGAUCCGAGGUUUAACCCUCCCGAGAUGCCCAAUUCUUGCAAGAAAGUUCAUAAAGAUCCAAACUUUGUUAACGAUGAGACCAAAGAGAACGACGCAGAUCGUGUUUUCGGGAUGAACACGGUUCCAGUUAAGUCUUCCACUGUGAUUAGAAAGCUCUCAAUGGGUAAUGUAGCUGAAAAAGGUGAAAACUUUGAGGCUUGUGGGAGUAGGAUCAUGGUGUUUGUUAGGCUUAGACCAAUGGGGAAGAAGGAGAGAGAGAAUGGGUCAAGAUGUUGUGUGAAAGUUUUGAAUAAAAGAGAUGUUUAUCUAACGGAGUUCACUAAUGAUAACGACUACUUAAGGCUUAAGAGGCUUCGUGUUCGUCACUUCACUUUUGAUUCUUCUUUUCCUGAGACCACAACGCAACGAGAAGUUUAUUCCACUACGACAGGAGAUUUGUUGGAGGCAGUGCUUGAAGGAAGGAAUGGUUCUGUUUUCUGUUAUGGUGCUACUGGUGCAGGGAAGACUUAUACUAUGUUGGGGACAGUGGAGAAUCCUGGUGUGAUGGUUUUAGCAAUCAAGGAUUUGUUUGCUAAGGUUAGAGAGAGGAGUUUAGAUGGGAACCAUACUGUUCAUCUGUCUUAUCUUGAAGUCUAUAAUGAAACUGUUAGAGACUUGCUUUCUCCUGGUAGACCUCUUAUCCUCCGUGAAGAUAAACAGGGAAUCAUGGCAGCUGGUCUCACUCAGUAUAGAGCUUAUUCCACAGAUGAGGUUAUGGUUUUGCUUCAAAGGGGAAACCAAAACAGAACUACUGAGCCUACUCGUUGCAAUGAAACAUCUUCACGCUCACAUGCCAUCCUUCAGGUUGUAGUGGAGUAUAAGACUAGAGAUGCUUCCAUGAAUAUCAUCAGCAGAGUUGGGAAGCUAUCUCUCAUUGAUCUCGCAGGAUCAGAAAGAGCGAUAGCAACUGAUCAAAGGACGCUUAGAUCACUUGAAGGAGCCAACAUAAACAGAUCACUUCUUGCGUUAAGUAGCUGCAUUAACGCGCUUGUGGAAGGAAAGAAACAUAUUCCUUACAGAAACUCAAAGCUGACGCAGCUACUCAAAGACUCACUAGGCGGCUCGUGUAACACGGUGAUGAUUGCUAACAUAAGUCCAAGCAAUCAUUCUUUUGGUGAAACGCAGAACACUCUUCAUUGGGCAGAUAGAGCUAAGGAGAUUCGAGUGAAGGGGUGUGAAGUAAAUGAAGAGGUGGUUCAAGUGAGUGAAGGGCCUGAUCAGACCAAGCUACUGUUGGAACUUCAGGAAGAGAACCGUGAGUUGCGUGUAAAGCUCGUGGAACAACAGCAGAAGGUUUUGACUCUUGAAGCAGAGACCUUAGCAGCAGCAGCUAAUAACAACAACAACAUAUCUCCAACACCUCCAUCAAUCUCAUCUCUAAUGACUCCACCAUCUGCAUUAACAGCUCAACAGAAGAAGAAACCGAGGCACUCGUUGUUAUCAGGGACAUGUUUCACACCAGAGUCCUCCAAAAGGAGAAAAGCAGAAGAUGCAGUGAAGGAGCUUCAGCUGACUGUUAAGGCUUUGAAGAUGGAGAUGGAGAGAAUAAAGAGGGAACAUGUGGUGCAGAUGAAGAAGCAAAAGGAAGAGCUCAUGAAAGAACUGUGUAGUAAAAAGAUCGAGAAAACUCCAGAAAGAGGCAAAGAAACAAGGAGGAUGGUCACUAGAGGGAGCUUGAGACCAAAGGAUAAGGACAAGGAGCUGAUAAAAAGUCCUAGUCAUAGGUUUGCAUCUCCAGCUGCAGCAGCUAAAAAGAGAACCUUUUGGGACAUAACAGCAGCUAAUAGUCCUUCACUGGAUAGAAGGAAAACGAGAAGCCAUGUUCGUCCUGUUAAUCAAGAAGCUCCUUCAAUGCUGCUUCAGCCAGGGUUUGCUCGUCCAAGGACAACAACAACAACAACACACAUGAAGCGUUAAAACACGAGUUCAAAUGUUAUCAGUGUUUUUUGUGUUUCUUGUCUGUUUCAUCCACUGUUUGCUUUCAACUGUAUUCUAUAGGAGCAUGAUGACAAAAACACAAUAAUUUGUUUUUCUUUUACACUAAAUUUAUUCUUACAAUUCUUUUCAUCAUUUGUAUUUCAUGAAUUCCUAUUGUUUAUGAC
Eruca vesicaria subsp. sativa (arugula) is the source of this 2436-nucleotide messenger RNA. The record is from the annotation of a GenBank genome assembly. Lineage: Eukaryota; Viridiplantae; Streptophyta; Magnoliopsida; Brassicales; Brassicaceae.